This is a messenger RNA of Physella acuta, 5840 nucleotides long. Its product is annotated as serine-rich adhesin for platelets. Gene Ontology annotation, biological process: activation of GTPase activity. Gene Ontology annotation, molecular function: guanyl-nucleotide exchange factor activity; protein binding. Lineage: Eukaryota; Metazoa; Mollusca; Gastropoda; Physidae. The record is from RefSeq and is a predicted model, not a curated record.
UAGAUCUAUUAAAUCUAGAUUCUAGCAUAGGCCUACAAGAUGGUUAAAAUUGGAACAGAUUUUAAAUAUUAUUUAAAGUAGAUCUAGAUCUAGAUCUAUAUCUUAAAUACAAAUCUAAUCUAGUCAAGAUAUCUAGAUCUGGAAUCUAGAUUUCUGAGCGUAAAGGAAAUAAAACACUUAGGCAUAAAAAACGUAAACAUUUAUACUUGGCCUAUUCUUAGAUCUAGCAGCGCCCUCUCGCGGAAACGAAAGAGUGUUUUAAUUUUUACCUGCAGCGACAUGGGGGAUUGCAUCUGUGUGACUCAUUCAAACCGUAGAUGAAUGAAUAUGAAAACUGAUUAGGGAUGAAAUAGGCUAGGCCUAAGCGUUAUUAAGAAUCAGUUGAGUAUAACUAAAUUUUGAGAAAACACCCCCCUGGUCUGCUAAUAUCAUGGCUGGUUUGCUGGUCACAUGAAUAAGGGACUAACAAAGCCUGCUGAAUCAUGUGACUAACGCAUGGCUUUUUUUUUUAAUUAAAAAAAAAUGCUUGUAAAUAGUGGACUAACAGCUUCCACCAGCAUUUUUGAGUAUUUUGUCAAAUAAAAGCACAUUGAUUUGCUCUUGGCUAGAUAGUUGAAAUUUUUAAAAGCUAAGUUGAGGGUAAAAGAGAUUAGUGGCCAAGUGAGUGUCCAUCCUGAAGAUGUCUUCAAAAAAUGUGUCGACUAGAGUGUCAAGGACAUCAAUUCACACACCACUUCAACCUGCCAGUGUCCAGGAUCUCAAGGCUAAGUUUGACCCCUCCACUGGAGAUCCUGCUGUCACCACUCUCAGCUCUGCAAAGAUUAAAACUCUUCCUAAUUCAGAAAAAAAACUUUCAACACAAUCAAAAGAAAGUCCAUUUGUUUCAUCUUGUACUUCAAGCUCUAAGAUAUCGUCUUCUGUUACUAUAUCUUCCGUCAGUUCAUCACUUCAAGCAGCAGCUCAGAGGAAACUUGGUGCACCAGCAUCUGCCACAUCAACCACUUCAGCAACCUCUUCCACAGCAUCAUCUAUCACAUCAACCACUUCAGCAACCUCUUCCACAGCAUCAUCUAUCACAUCAACCACUUCAGCAACCUCUUCCACAGCAUCAUCUAUCACAUCAAGCAAGUCAGCAGCAGCAUCUGUAACAUCUGCCAAGUCAGCAAGCUCUUCUAGCCUUUCAUCUAUCCCAUCAGUAAACACCAGAACAGCUUCAUUAGCUCUUACCACUGCCAGGCCUUUCUCCCCUUCAAAGACCCAAGCUAGCUCUGGAAAAAGUAGUCCAGUAUUAGAAAACUCAAAGACUAGUGCAACAUGCCCCCCUAGUAUAGCAGCGCCAAAAUGGGAGCUUAAAUCAAAAAACCCUUGGAGUGCCAGUUCAAGUAGUUUAAACAGUAUAACCAAUGACACUAAAAGCAUUUUUGAAAGAGACAAAUGUGGUCGGCUAGAAUUACCAGUGAUGCACAUCACAAGUACUGGAAAUGAUGUUACGGUUGACAUAGCCAAAAAAUCUCCUCAUGAUAGUAAGCUAAGAAAUGGCAGAGAGACAGAUGCCCCACCUACAGAUAGCAGUCACACAGCUCAAAAAAAUAAUUCACCACCAACAUUAGCUAAAUCAAAAUUUCAUUCUGAUAAACCUAAUGCUGUUGAAGGGAGUCCCCCUGUGCAAAGGUCAAAGCGACUUGUAGCCAGAGAAAUUCAAAUUGAACGGCUGGACUCUGGUGAAAACAUCACUUCUUAUAAAGACAAACCUUUAAACAGCACAACUGCUAAAACUGAAGGCCCAAAACUUAAUAUAGAGCCUAAAAGUUCUUCUAAAUCUGACAUGAUUGUGCAGGGCAAUAUACUGAGUGAAAUUAAAGUGGAGAGAAUUCCAAGCCACUCAGCAAAAACUGAAGCCAAACCAGAAUUUGCACAAGUCAAGUUGCGCAAUGUCAAGUCAACACUUGACCAGAAACCCGCUGUCACUGCCAAAAGUCCAGAGUUGAAUGAUAAAAGAAUUUCACGUAAAAUCAGUAGUGAAAGAUUUGAGAGACUCAUGAUGGAUUUCCAAAGAGGUGUUCCCACAGAAACGAUUCCAAGGAAGGAUUCUGAAACUGACCACAUCAUUCUUCAGCAAAAAGCUCGUGAACUAACCAAGUCUGAUGUUGUUGAUGACAUACCCAUCAUUGCUAAGAAAAAGAAAGAAGAGUCCAUAUUUACAGAGGGGCUCAAAGUGUCAGACUUUGUGAAACAAGUAAACAAAAUGAACCCAGAUUUGGAGGGUCCUCCAAAGUGGAAGAUACAAAAAGCUCGGAGUCAGACAAGUUCUACAGCAUCAAGUGAUGUAGGAGGGGACAACUUUUAUCAGGGGAUUCCAGGAGAAGAGGAUAUACACAAUGCCAGUGAGGAGGAUGAUGACAUUUAUGAAGUAGUGGCCCAUCGAGUUGGUUCAGGUGAAAGCGGACAAUCAGGUAGCACCAGGAAAGCACCAGGAAGAAGAUUAGGUGUUUACAGUCAGAUGAAAAAUUUCAAAAACUUUGCUCUUUUAAAGCUAAAGCAACGAGGAAGCAAAAAAAAAGUUGAAACUUCUAAAGCAGAUCCACAGAGUGACAGUGAAGAGAAAGUGGUUUACUCUGAUGGUGAAGGGAGUUGGAUACACAGUGACAGAAGCAGCACAGGAACAGAGUAUGAGGAUGUGGAGCAGGACGGCCCAGACGAGGAGUGUUUUUACGAAGAUUUAGAGACUUUUAAAAAGCCUUCAAAUGCUGAUGUCAAAAAUAAACCAUUGAGUAAACUGAAGAACAUAUUUUCUAAUUCAAAAUCCAAGGCUAAAAAAGUGUCAGCUGAUACAGCAGCAGCUACAGACUCAGAGGGAGAUUUGAUUGAUGAGAUGGAUGAAACUGAUAAUGACCAAGUGGACACUCUCUCCCGAACUAGCAGUGAACGCAGCAGUGGGCGCUUAACCAGAGAAGACACUACACUUAGCAGUAUUUCAACAAACAAUUCUGGAGUGAACAUUGACGAGAGCUCAUCAACUCAGACGACAUCCAUGCCUCCACCCCCUCCACUCCCUCCUCGAACAUCCAAGGUUCUGAGCCAACCAGCAGAGAACUCCCCCCCUCUCCCACCCAGGAACCCAGCUUUAUCCAACAAGGCUACCCUAGGCAUCCCACUUGACACAGUGGUGCCAGUUUCUCCCCCUGGAAGAAACUCCAAUUCAUAUGGCAACAAGAAAAGAUUUUCUUAUGGCUCAGAUGGAUUAGAAUCAUCAACAGGAAAACUUGAUUACAUUGACCAAGAUCCUGCAUCUCCAAAUACAUUAGAGAAACUUGAAAGAUCUGAGAGGAAGUCUAUCAACUCCAGCCGUCCUGCCUCCUCAUCAUGUCCUUCAUACAUGUAUCCUGACAUCAGCGCUUUCCCAGAGUUGAAAGGAGGAAGCAGUGAUGAAAACCUUUAUGUUGAUCUGGAAGAUGAGCACAUCUAUGGUAAAAGCAGUGAUGUCUAUGUCAGCCAGUUUGAAUCCGAGCCCUUAUACCAAUGGUACAACAAGAACAAGAUGAUCCAGAACAUUGGAUCGGAUCAAUCCACUGCGGAUGAGCUGUCAGAUGAAGAUUAUUUAGAAGUAGAUGAGAGAAAAACCCACCCAGUGUAUGAGGAUGUGGAAAGACUUUUAGAGAAGACCAGUAGCAGUUCUAGCAUUUCAGCCUCUAGCAGCACCAAAAGUGAUAGACAACAGUCUUUGAGUGCUAAAGACAAGCCACAACGCAGGUCUGUCAUUGAAGAUGUCUUCAAGAAAGGCGGUACGCUUCACCGAGCACUUUGGUGUCAGAUGCCAGAGGUGAUAGAAAGUGGUUUAUUGCUUCAACUUUCUGACCAAGAGAAAAAAAUCCAGGAGGCAAUGUUUGAAAUAAUGACAUCAGAGGCAUCGUAUCUCAAGUCUCUCAAAGUUCUUAUCACAGUCUUCCUAUCUGCACCCGAGUUUUCUGCUGAAAUGUCAGAUAGAUGUGUCAUCACUAAGAGAGAGAGACAAAUACUUUUUUCAAAUAUUGGACACAUAAAAGAUAUCAGUGAAGAAUUUCUGAAAGACCUGGAGACAAGGUGGCAAGAAUCUUGCUACAUGAGUGAUGUUUGUGAUAUUAUUUACAAGCACGCCUCAAAAAACUUUGAACCUUAUGUGCGCUACUGCAGUAAUCAGGCUUUUCAAGACCGAGCACUAAACACCUUAAAACUUAAACCAGAAUUUAAUGAAGCUGUCAAGAGACUUGAGCUUCACCCUGACUGUCAGUUUCUACCUUUGGCCUCAUUCUUGCUGCUGCCUAUGCAGAGGAUUACCCGGAUGCCCCUGCUGGUGGAUGCUGUGUGCCACAGACUUGAAACUGGCACACCAAGACAUUCUAGUGCAAAAAAGGCUUUAGAUAGCCUUACCAAGGUGGCUAAAAGGUGUGAUGAAGCAGCUAAAAAGAUGCAACAAACAGAACAAAUAUGUCUUUUAGCUUCAAAUCUGGAAUUUAAAGUCAAGGAAUUUCCACUGGUGUCAUCUUCUCGCUUUUUGGUGAAACAAGGGGAGAUGACUCUAAUCAAAAGUGAUGCAACUACACGUAAACCCUUGAGCAAGCUGCUUGGCUCCCAUAAAGAACAUAUUUAUUUGUUCUUGUUCAAUGACCUUCUUUUAGUUACAAAAAAGAAAGGGGUCAUUUUUCAGGUGAGAGAUUAUUGCCAGCGUAAUUCACUGCAUGUUGAAGCAAUUGACAACUUGGAUAAAUCUCGUCACAUUGCUCCAGGAAGUGCUGCUGGACUCCACAAUAUUUUGUUUCUUGCUAUGCUUGCAAAUCAUGAAAACAAACAAGUUGAAUUAAUUUUAUCAUGUAAAUCUGAAAGUGAAAGAGCCCGAUGGAUUGAUGCCAUCGCACCAGCUCAGAUGUCUGCAGACAAUGAGAGGAUCUAUGACUAUUGGGACUGUCCACAAUUCCAGUGUGUUAGAAAAUACAUUGCUCAGCAACCAGAUGAGCUAACACUAGAGGAGGCUGAUGUUAUCAAUGUCACACGCAAAAUAGCUGACGGCUGGUGUGAAGGAGAAAGAAUCCGUGAUGGAGAACGGGGCUGGUUCCCUGCCAGCCACACUGAGGAAAUCAACAACAGCCACGUGAGAGCGCGCAACCUUCGACUAAGAUACCGCCUGAUGAUAGCAUCACAAGAGUUUGCACAAAAUGACUUCAAGCAUUAAUUGCUAGGGCAUCUCACUUCAAGUCCAUUGUUAUUUCAUUCUCAUAUAUGCAACACUUCUGCAGCAUAAAACGAUAUCAAAUGUGUGUGUUAGGGUUAACUUGUACAAAGUUGAACAAGCUAGUACAUAUGCCAUGAAUAUGUUCGCAGUUUGACUGGUUCAAGUUGACAAUACCUGCACUGCAUGUAUGCUGUGCUUUAGUUUGAGGCAUUUCAGCAUUUAAGACAGUUUGAGGGAUUUGUUAUUAACAUUUUGACAUAUUUACAAAUUUAUAUUUUUACAAAAACACUUUUGGAUCAAAAUAAACUCUGACUGAAUGAUUGGAAAAGAUAUUAUAAAUUGCAUCACAAACUGUAAAUACUAAGUCAAAGGGAGACAACUCAGCAAAUAUUGUAUAUCCUUAAAUCAUUAGUACAUAAAAUUUCCUUUCAGAAUCGACAAAUUAAUUUUGUGUUAUCUUUAAAGCUCAUAACAAUACUUACUAUAUGUAAAUACAUUUAUUUGAUAUUAAUUGUUUGGCUUUGGAACAGUAUAACCUAGAAAACAUAUACAGCUUGAAUUUCCACCAGCCCUUCAACUAGUGACUGUUACCUAAGUCUCAACCCAAGGUGUUUGCUGGAAAUUCUCAGCUAAC